CCUCUUCUUUCUCUCGAUUCUAGGGUUUCGUCCCGCUCGACCUUCAUCCCCUUGCUCGACCUUCAUCCCCUUGUUGUCUUCGAUCCUUGGGAUUUUGAUUCGGCGUUUGGAUCGAUCGAUCGAUUCUUGAUUCCUUUCGAAGGAGGAGGUAAGGAUGUACAACGGGAUCGGGCUGCAGACCCCGCGGGGGUCGGGCACCAACGGCUAUAUCCAGACCAACAAGUUCUUCGUCAAGCCGAAAGCCGCCCCCGCCAGGGCUGACGCCUCCUCGGACGGCGCCGGGGCUCGCCCGGAGGGUGCCAUGCGGAAACCCAACAAGGACAUCCUCGAGCACGACCGCAAGCGCCAGAUCCAGCUCCGCAUUCUCGUCCUCCAGGAAACCCUAGCCGACCAGGGCUACACGGAGGACGAGAUCGCGGAGAAGCUCCAGGAAACCCAAAAGACCCUGGAGGCCGAGGCGGCCGCCGCCGCCGCCACCGGUGAACGUAGCGCUGCUCCUCCUCUCCCCGGCAAGAGGUUUACAGAUACACAGACCCAUCAUAUUGCUGCGCUUAAAGAGAAACAACUUGAAACUUUGAGAGCAGCUCUUAAGAUAGAAGACAGGAAGAAAACAUCUGAACAUGAACAACAAGAAGAAAAUCAGGACGACAAAGAAAGUGACUUAGAGCCUGGAGAACUUGUUGAUGAGAAAUAUUGGGAGCAUAAGAAGAAUCCAAAGGAUUCUGACCAGCAACAAGAAAAAUAUGAUGAUGGACAUGUGGAUGCUAAGAUGAAAAAACAGGGGGUGGAAAGAUUCGUAAGUAAGAAAGGUCUAAAGGAUGUAAAAGAGCAGGAAAAGAAGAACAAUGAAGGCUGGAGGUCUCCAAGUGAUGAGCCAAAGCACCAUGAUAAGGAUAUCAGAAAGGGAAAACACAAGGAUAGUUCUGAUAGUGAUAGCAGUAGAAGUGUUGAAUUGGAAAAGAAGAAACAUGGAAAAAGCGUAUGCAGACAUGAUUCUGAAGAUGAUUCUGAUUUCUGGAGCAGGAAGAAACAUGGAAAAAGUGCACGCAGACAUGACUCUGAAGAUGAUUCUGAUGACUGGAGCAAGAAGCAGCAUGGAAAAAGUGCACGCAGACAUGAUUCUGAUGUCCCGAACAGUAAUAAGAACAAAAAAAGGGGGUUCAAAAAGCAAGGAAAGAAGAUUGAAAAUCAGGAAACUGAUGAUUCAGAUUCUGUUAGUGACUCAUCAUUAGAUUCUGUCAGUGACUCGGAUGAGGAAAAUGCCAGAAGAGAACCACAGAAACAUGUCAAGAAACAUAGGUGGCAUGAUACUGCUUCAGAUUCAGACAGAAAUGCUCGGGACAAGAAAAAACAUGCAGGGAGGCAAUGGACAAAAAACAAGAGACAUGACUCUGAUGAUUCGGAACCAGAAACUGAUGAUGAAGAGAAAAGGAGAAAGCAAGCAGACAAACAUCGCAGGCCCAGCAGAUGGUACAAGAGCAGCGACUCUGAAUCUGGUGAUGGAAAGAAAAAUGCCAUCAAUUAUAGGAAACAUGGAAAAAGCAGCAGAAGGCAUGAUUCUGAUGAUUCAGAGUAUGAUACUGAUGACGAGAAGAAAUGGAGAACAAAGGGGAUGGGGAAACAUGGUCAAUCCAGCAAAAGACGCAAGACCAAUGACUCAGAUGCUGACCGUGAAAAGAAAAAUGCCAUUGAUCGCAAGAAACAUGAGAAAAGCAGAAGAAGACAUGAUUCUGAUGAUUCAGAUUAUGAUACUGAAGAUGAAAAUAACAUAAAAAAAGGGAUGGAGAAUAGCAAACUGAGCAGAAGGCAUAUGAAUUAUGAUUUUGACUCUGACAGUGAAAAGAAAAAUAAGAGCAGAGGUGCUUCUCAUGAAUCUUGUCAUGUUAGACCAAGAAAGGUUGCUGAAGGGAAAAAAGAUGGUAACAGGAGAAGAAGGCAUGAUACUGAUGAUGAUAGCUCCUAUACUGAUAGUGGUAAGGAAACUAGUGGCAAUCAAGUUGUGAAACACAGUAAAUCUGAAGUGAAGCAAGAUUCAGUGACUGAUGAUGAUGGAAGCCAGAGCUCUGACUAUAGUAGUGACACAAAUUCCGAUAAUAGCAAUAGUCCAGUGAAGCAGGAUAGGAAUAAAACAGGCAGGUGGGAUAUCAACAAAAAUGCUGGAAGUAGCCAUCAAAAUGGUAAUGAUUGUGUGAAGAGGGAACACUUGGGUAGCCCAAAGAAGUUUGAAAGAACUGACCAAUUUGAAUCAAGGCGAGACAGGAAGGACAUUGAUGACCAUGGAAGCCAGGAAGCAAGGAAAAGGAGAGAGACUGAACAUGGUAGCCGACCUGCUGGUCUACAAGAAUCAAAGUCUAGAAGUGUUGGUUUAGUAGAAGCGGAGAGAAGGAGAGAGAGUGAGAGCAGAGGUCAUAGGACGUACCAUGGAAGACGAGAAGAUCAGAAGAGGGAGGACAACUCUGUAUUGCAAAAAGUUGGUGAUAAACGGGCAUUAGAAGAUCAUGUAAAUGAAGAUAGGUAUGGUAGCAGAAGGUACAGUAAAGAUGAGCGCAGCUAUGAUGAUGCUAAGAGGAGAAGAUAUGAAGAUUCCUGGCAGCAUCGGAGGCAGGAUAGGUAUAACCAUCAUUCCACUGAAGAUGCAGGCCGACACAGGCACUGAUGUGGCUCUUAUUGUUCCUGAAAUGGUAAGGCAUGGCUUGUUGUAGAGUGCGCUUCGAUGUGGAAAAUUCUGGUGGCAUCUUUGGUUAUUAUGUAUUUCAUGUUGUAGUAGCUGCAAACCUGUUCCUGGCAGCAAAAAAAUAACUAAAACUUGAUUAGGGUGUUCUGUGGUAUGCUUGCACUUGAAACUAUGUGUGGUCCACUUGAUUAUUGGUGUUCUAUAAUAUGCACGUACUUGUGAUCAUUCCUUCAGUGAGUAUUCUAUCUGAAUUACCAAUUAAGAU
Molecule: messenger RNA, 2939 nt
Organism: Elaeis guineensis (African oil palm)
Lineage: Eukaryota; Viridiplantae; Streptophyta; Magnoliopsida; Arecales; Arecaceae
Cellular component (GO): nucleus
Source: RefSeq, a predicted model, not a curated record